UGGAGUUUGGGAGUCGUACAGAGGAAGACAAUAAAAAAUUGUUUGUAUUGCCAUCGCGUGCAAUUCACUUUUUUAGACAUUUUUAAGAGAGUUAAGCAGAGUUCGACUUUAAAAUAUGGAGGAUAGCGGCAUCGACAGCGAGGACAGGCAAUCCAACAUAUACGAGGAUGGGGCAGCGGGACUGCUGAAAACGGCCAGCGGAGCCCCCAAACAUAUGUCGGAUCUGGAGUUUGAGGUGGCUUUCAGGGGUGCCGGCAAGGUCUAUGCCCCCACGACCAUAGAAAUCGAUGAGGAGGAGCAGGCGACCGCCUCCGGUCGAGGCCACGAGCCACCCAACACCUGCCGCAUACUGCAGCGAAAACUGGAGCUGAAGGUCGAGCGAGCCCGGCGCAAUUACACUCAGUUUCAGGAGGAGCAGGCCACCAAGACGCAGUCGUCCACUCUGAUACCCAUCAAUCGACUUCCCAUUCCGGGCGAACCCGAACACAAGCCGCUGGUGGACUACAAGUCGGAGAGCAGCGAUGAGGCCGAGGAGAUCUCCUUCUUUCCGGCACAAUUGAAGCGGUCCAAGCGCCGCCAGCAAAACCACGAACUGACUGACACCUUCAGCAUACAGGAAAUGACCAUCGACUCGGAUCUGGAGUCGGACGACAGUGCUGGCACCCAGAAUCUCGAGCUACUGCUGCCCUCCAUGAAGACGACUAUUUUGGAUAAGUUCAAGGGAUGCUUCGGCUGCUGGCGGCGCAGGUAAUGCCAGGCGGAGGAGCGGAGGCAUAUCAGACGACGUUUCAGGCACAAAUCACGUUAUUGACAGGCACUAGCAACCUACGUACUUAAUAAUAAACUCCAUUGCCACUACAGAGCUGUAAACAUAGAUUUAUUUGGCUUAGUAAAAUCCAUUCGAUAAAUAUUAAUCAAUACUAAA
Messenger RNA from Drosophila rhopaloa, 925 nucleotides. RefSeq lists its product as uncharacterized. The record is from RefSeq and is a predicted model, not a curated record. NCBI's taxonomy places the organism in Eukaryota, Metazoa, Arthropoda, Insecta, Diptera, Drosophilidae. The transcript has 3 exons. The coding region runs from base 116 to 751 and encodes 211 amino acids.